AUGGCACAGUUCGAACGUAUUCUUGUUGAACUUCUAUCACAGUACUGGAAUUGGUCCAAGACCGCCAACACGGGCAUGGAGACCUCCCCUAUCUUCGACGGAAGCGAGGCAUCCAUGUCCGGAAAUGGCGAAUUCGUCCCCGACCGAGAGCCAAUCCUUCUCGGUGGCCAGAAUGGCUUGCCAAUACUCGAACUUCCUGUCGGUACAGGUGGAGGCUGCGUGACCUCUGGGCCCUUCAAGAAUACGACUGUCAAUCUCGGUCCCGCUGCUCUCGACCUGCCCGGCGGUGUUUCUGAGGCCAAUCCCAAUGGGUCCCUGACAUAUAAUCCCCGCUGCCUCAAGCGUGACCUGACGACCGCGGUUAACCUCUUGUACGCGAAUGUGACCGAUGGAUUGUCCAAUAUUCUUCAGCCUCAGAAUGUGUACUACUUCCAGAUGCAGAUGCAGGGUGUGCCAGGCUCUGGCAGCAUUGGCAUCCACGGCGGUGGUCAUUACUCACUUGGAGGAGAUCCUGGAAGAGACGUUUUCACUUCCCCGGGAGAUCCAGCUUUCUACCUGCAACAUUCGAUGAUUGAUCGAGUUUGGUGGAUAUGGCAGAUGCUGUCACCUCAAGAGCGUCAAUAUGGCGCCAUUGCUCUCAGCGGGACCAGCACAUUCUUGGAUCAGCCUCCUGGCGCCAACACAACCAUGGAUGAUUUGCUAGAGUAUGGUUGGGUUGGAGAGCCCCUCAAGAUCCGGGACGCUAUGAGCACUGUCGCAGGCCCAUUCUGCUAUGUAUACUUGUGA
Molecule: messenger RNA, 786 nt
Organism: Colletotrichum phormii
Lineage: Eukaryota; Fungi; Ascomycota; Sordariomycetes; Glomerellales; Glomerellaceae
Exons: 3
Coding region: 1-786 (261 amino acids)
Molecular function (GO): oxidoreductase activity
Source: RefSeq, a predicted model, not a curated record